GCGGGCGGUCGCGGCCAAGAUGGCGGCCGCUGUCGGUGCUGCCGCUGCUGCUGCCGGCGCCGGGCGGGCGGCGCGUCAGGUUGUGAAAAGCAGCAGUCAGCUGAGGGUCCCGGUACGAUGGAGGGGUCAGGCAACUGCAGCUGCCGUGAUGGAGAGCACAAAACCUCAAAUUCAGCCCGAGGCACAGAAACCUAAGACAGGAAUCUUGAUGUUAAACAUGGGAGGUCCAGAGAGGUUGGAUGAUGUGCACGAUUUCUUACUUCGUCUCUUCCUGGACCGAGACCUAAUGACGAUGCCAGCCCAAAAUCAGUUAGCACCCUUCAUUGCCAAACGCCGCACACCGAAGAUCCAGCAGCAGUACAGCAGGAUUGGAGGUGGAUCACCAAUCAAGAAGUGGACAGCAGUGCAGGGAGAAGGCAUGGUGAAGCUGCUGGACAGCAUGUCUCCUCACACUGCACCUCACAAGUACUACAUUGGCUUCAGGUACGUCCACCCCCUGACAGAAGAAGCAAUUGAGGAGAUGGAGAAGGAUGGCAUAGAGAGGGCCAUUGCCUUUACCCAGUACCCCCAGUACAGCUGCUCCACCACAGGAAGCAGUUUAAAUGCCAUUUAUCGCUACUACAAUAAAAAAGGGGAGAAGCCAAAGAUGAAAUGGAGCAUCAUUGACCGCUGGCCCACACAUCCCCUUCUCAUCCAGUGCUUCACUGAUCACAUUCAGAAGGAACUGAGCCUGUUUCCACCUGACAAAAGGAAAGAUGUUGUCAUCCUCUUCUCAGCUCACUCGCUGCCCAUGUCUGUUGUGAACCGUGGUGAUCCCUAUCCUCAAGAAGUGGGAGCUACUGUCCAGAGGGUCAUGGAGAAGCUGAACUACUCCAACCCUUACAGACUGGUGUGGCAGUCCAAGGUUGGACCAAUGCCUUGGCUUGGCCCGCAGACAGAUGAGACCAUUAAAGGCCUGUGCCAGAGAGGAAAGAAGAACAUGUUGUUGGUCCCAAUAGCAUUUACCAGUGACCACAUUGAAACACUUUAUGAACUGGAUAUUGAGUAUGCCCAGGUUUUAGCAAAUGAGUGUGGAGUUGAAAAUAUCAGAAGAGCCGAGUCUCUUAAUGGAAACCCACUGUUCUCCAAGGCUCUGGCAGACUUGGUCUGUUCCCAUAUCAAGUCGAAUGAAAUCUGCUCCAGGCAGUUAACGCUCUGCUGUCCGCUCUGUGUCAACCCCGUCUGCAGGGAGGCAAAAGCCUUCUUCACCAGCCAGCAGCUCUGAGCAGCCCUCAGGACCUCCCCUGGGCUCCUCAGCACCAGCAGCCUGGACAAGCAGUGCAGAGGAAAGAAGCCCCUUGGCCUUUUCCCAGCAAGGAGUUUUCCUUGCUGUUCCACAGUGACAGGCUGGUGGCCUCAGUGUUGUUAACCUCGUGUAACAGGGAGGAUAACUUGACUUUUUUUUUUUUUUUCUUUUUUUCCCCUUACAUUUUCUUUGUUUGAGAAGAGUUUGCAGCGAGCAGGGAAGGCAGGGUGUUUACCCUGCAAGAUGUGGAAAGAUCUUGCUGCUUCUGGUUCUGAUUGGACUUAGCAGAAGCGCAUAAGUAUGCACUGAAAAACCUAAAAACCUUUUCUACAAAUUAGCUCUACUUCCUAUGCAGGGAUUUAUGCAGUUUUGUCAUUUCAGCUUUCCAGGUCAAACAAGUGUUUGUUUUGCUUAUGCUUAAGGUACAGAAUAACCAGCAGCAUCACCAAUUGUCUCUUCUGAGGGAAUUUUCAGCUGGGUGUGAAGAUCGAGUGACUUCUAAUGCUUUUUAAGGAAUGUGUGUAUUUUUUUGGAACAUAAUGAUAAGGAUUUGUGGGUUGAUUUUUAAUUGUUUUUCUCCUGCUGGAAACUUCCAGUGAAAGCUUAGCUGGGAUAGAAGAACGCACAAGAUUUGUUUACAUUUUCUGGAUAAAAUACUCUUGUUAUCUGUAGGAAAGCCUCUGCGUUUGAAGAGCAUAAAAUGAAAAGAACAAGCCUGCUUGGGUGAUGCAGAAGAGCAUGCUCAGUUGUUAUGUCUCACAUCUCCCAGCCAUCAGUAGCCUGGAUCAAAACAUGUUGGUUUAUCUUUUAAGAAAAAAUGUUUUUACAAAUUCUUACUAUAAAGGGCUUUCUCCAUUUGGUUACAUAAGUUUAGGGAGUCAGGCUUGCUCUCCAGAAGUUUUAUAGACCUGGUCUGUGCUCUCUGCUGUGGUCUUUGUGGGGUCCCGGUGGAGUUCCAUAGGUACAAUUGAUCCAGCUUAACUGCUGAUGUUAUUUAGACUUGAGCUGAUGGGUGAGGAGUGAUUUACUCUGCAGAUGGCUGCAAGCAGGCAGCCCUGAUGCUGCCAGCUCUGUGCUUCACAAACCUUUGGCAGCAGCUGAAUUUCCUCUGGUUUUGGCACUGGGAGUACACCCUGGUAACCUGAUGGACUUGUUUCAGCAGGUGUCUGUGUGCACCAGCACUGAUGAAUCCACUGGUUUUGUAGAGGGUGAAAAACCUAUACAGGGCAGUAUUCCCUCUGUCAGCACCAGGACUGGUGUCCAGGGCAGUCUGGGGAGAGGAGAGGGCUUUGUGGAAGGGUGGUGGUCACCACACAGCAUGUGGAGCUGGGCACUGGAAGCAUCUGGGGACAGAAGCACUGCAGCCCCUCAGCCAGUGUUCCCUGGCACCGGGACCUCUCCUUCUGGGAGGGAUGAGGGAGGAGCAAAGCUGUGACCCUGUUCUCUGGGACUGAGCCAGACCUGUCCUAGUCGAGCUGCCAGCUUCCAGCUCUCCAUGUUUACAUGAGGUAAUGAGCACUGAAAGGCAGGCAGGGUGGCAGGCAGGUUGUUCUCUGCAGAUGGAUGAUCCAGCUGAUGGUGAUGCAAGGCUGCUCACAGAGUUACGUUUGGGGGUGUAAUUAUGGGGCAUGAGCAGCUGGAACCUCCAAGCUUUCAAGGAUAGGGCUGUUCAAAAAGAAAAUAGGCCCCUGUUGGUGUUACAGGGGUUUAACUUGUUCUGUUUUGUGUUGAAAGAAUGAAAGGGAUGCUUGUUGGCCAGCUGGUCCAUGGGCCAGGUCCUGCCAUGGGGUGAUGCAAACCCUGCUGCACAUCCUCACUGGAUGCCCCGACUGACACCUCCCCACUGCCACACUGCAGCUUCCCAGAGUUUCCAUGGGGAGACAGGCUGAGGUGCCUGCCAUCUCAGGACCUCCUGCAUUGCUGCUCCCCCUCCUUGCUUUAGCAGAGAAGUCUUCCUUGACCUUUCCUACCUGUGCCUGUUCUGCCCAGGGCUUUGUGUCUCCCUUCCCUGCCCUCGGGCUCUGCUCGCUGCCUCGGCAGGAGAGGGGACACCAACACCUGCUCAGGUGGAGUCGGUGGUUGUCAGGGGGUAGGGAAGGGUGAAUGGCUCAUGGGAAAGCCUUGGAGAGCUAUCAAAAGCAUAAAAUUGUCUGGAAUAUGUGUGGGGAGGGGACGCUGGCCUUAUGUCUCUUGUUGGACAAAGAACUUAUUUCUCCAUUCCCAUUCCUCUGCUGACACUGAGGGGUCAGUGCAGAACAGCCUGGUGUGUAAAUUCUUCCUGCUUGUACCUCUUUCCUACCAGCUGGAGAGUGUAUUGGCCUUCAGAGCACAUUUAGAAGAGUGGCUGAAGCUGGGAACUGGAGGUUAACUUGAUAUGAACAUUGUGAUACUAUAAAUACAGAUUGGCUUUUUAUUUCCCUACUGGAGUGAGUGCUGAAAACAUUGGCCAGCACUAAUUGUGAGGCAUUAUGUUUGUCCUCAGUAAUAAAAGGGAUUUAAAAUGCACUUUUUAGAAUGCUAACCACAAGUGAGAUAAUUACUAAGUCUGUUGCUGCUAUUAGACCAUAAUGUAGAAAUCACUUAAUUUUCUAGGUCUUAGCAGAUGGAUCUCAUCUCAUAGUUGGUGUUGUUCUUUGUUUUCCUGAACAGAUCAUGUAAUGUCACUCUGUCCUGUAGCUUAAAACACAUAAUUUUGUCUUCAUGUGGCAUCAAAAAGCCUCUUGAAAAACUGCCCUAGCAAGUUAGCCAGCAGCUCUGCUUCAUGUUUUUAAAUAAAGGUAACAGUGAGACCAACAGCAGUGGGCAUCCUCCUGCCACUGAAAUCUCCUUAUCCUGGGGGUUUGUGUGGGAGAAUUUCUGUCUAUGCUGGUGGUGGAAUUCAUCUGACCCUAUUUUAGAUGCUUCCAGUGUGGAUGUUGCCAUCUGAGCUGAUUACUCCUGAGGGGGGGGAUUCAGCUCCUCUCCAAGCAGACGGGCUGGGUGAGGUUGGCUGGGUACCAGCCCAGGCUGUGAGCACAGCUCCAAGGUGGGGAGAAUCCCAGCCCCUCAUGUGCCUUCUUCUCCAGCACCCUGCCAGCCCUCUGUGGCCACUGCCCUGGGAGAUGCAGGCUGAGCCCUCCAGCAGUCUGCUUGGCUUCCCCUGGAGGAUUCCAGACACUUGGUGCUAAGUCAGGAGCCAGCCUGCUCAGCUUUCUGCUCCGUGUCUGUGGAAGAGCCUCUCCCAGCCCCCAGCCAGGGCUCUGGGAUGAUCCUUCAUUACCCACUGCACCCCUUUGCUGUCAUUUCUUUCCUUCACAAGUGUUUAUCAUUUACAUAUGUCCUGACAAGAAGCAACUACUUGGAUGUUUGCACAUGGGGAGUCUUGAAGAACUUACUCAUGAUUAGGCUCUUCUGAUUUGACUCUGCAAUUUUUUUUCUUAAUUUUUUUUCCCUUAGUUGAAGUUUUUCUCUUUUGGUGUUCAUAAGAGCUCCCUUACUACUGGCUGCAUUUUAGAAAAUGUGAUAGCUUCCAACAGUGGUGCUGUGAUGCCCUGAGGUAUAGGGGUGGUGUCUGAGCUCACCUCCUGCUCCCUCUGGAGAGGAGGAUCUUACAGCUGAGUUCCGUGGGGCUGGGGAUUUCCCAGGAAUAUCUGUAAGUUCACUGUAUUUUCCCUUUCUGCCACACCCAGAGAGCUGUAAUUCACUGUGGAGUGUAAGAUGCAAGAGACAGAGAAGUUCCUUCUAUGAUUUAAUUCCAGAUGUGUACAAAUACUUGCUUUUAGUCCAAUGUACAUGUUUCAAGUUGAACAAGGACUUCCAUUUAAUGUUAACACAGGAAAUUUGUAUAACCUUAACCUUACUUGUGUAUUAUUUCCCAUGAAGAAAGGAUUUCAAUAAAAAUUUUUUGGAAGGAA
Molecule: messenger RNA, 5178 nt
Organism: Calypte anna (Anna's hummingbird)
Lineage: Eukaryota; Metazoa; Chordata; Aves; Apodiformes; Trochilidae
Gene: FECH
Product: ferrochelatase
Exons: 11
Coding region: 20-1264 (414 amino acids)
Biological process (GO): heme biosynthetic process
Molecular function (GO): protoporphyrin ferrochelatase activity
Source: RefSeq, a predicted model, not a curated record